This is a messenger RNA of Scophthalmus maximus (turbot), 8084 nucleotides long. RefSeq names its product centrosomal protein 170Bb (gene cep170bb). The coding region runs from base 768 to 5978 and encodes 1736 amino acids. NCBI's taxonomy places the organism in Eukaryota, Metazoa, Chordata, Actinopteri, Pleuronectiformes, Scophthalmidae. Gene Ontology annotation, molecular function: protein binding. The transcript is spliced from 18 exons. The record is from RefSeq and is a predicted model, not a curated record.
GGUACAGGUCCAUCUCAAGGUGUAGGUGAAGGUCCAGGUCCAGGUGCAGGUCCAUGUCAAGGUGUAGGGGCAGGUCCAGGUCCAAGUGCAGGUCCAUGUCAAGGUACAGGUCCAUGUCAAGGUGUAGGUGAAGGUCCAGGUGGAGGUCCAUGUCAAGGUACAGGUCCAUGUCAAGGUGUAGGCGCAGGUCCAGGUCCAGAUGCAGGUCCAUGUCAAGGUACAGGUCCAUGUCAAGGUGUAGGGGCAGGUCCAGGUCCAGGUCCAGGUCCAUGUCAAGGUACAGGUCCAUGUCAAGGUGUAGGUGAAGGUCCAGGUCCAGCUGCAGACUAGACUAAAGCCAGCAGGUUUGUAGCAGAGCUGCCAGAUCAACGAUUUAUCUGAAAAUAAUUUUUUUUUACUUUGAAAAAGUAAAAAAUCUGAUUUAAAAUGUCUGUGAUCAUUUCCUGAAGCCCAACACCUUCACAUAAUUGUCUGACUAGUCCUGAAUCAGUCAGUGGACAUCCGGAGCGAGAGGCGGGGUUCACCUGGACAGGUGUCAGGUCCAUCAGAGGACAAACAGUUCACCUUCUGGUGGAGGGGGGAACCACAGAACAUGAUGGAACCCGGAAGGUUCCGUCCUGAAUCGGACACGACAAAGACACAAAACAACCACAAAGAGACAAACUGAAGAGACGUCCAUCGUCUCAAAUACUCUGUGUUCCUUCCUCAUUCGCUGUCUGGCCUCCAUUUCCCAGGAUGCUCUGGGGUUUCCCGGAAGGCCUGUGAAGAUGAGUGUGACAUCAUGGUUCCUGGUGAGCAGCUCGGGAUCUCGACACCGCCUCCCCAAAGAGAUGAUCUUUGUGGGCCGAGAGGACUGUGAGCUCAUGUUGCAGUCUCGCAGUGUGGACAAACAACAUGCUGUCAUCAACUACAACACAACGACUGACGAACACCUGGUCAAAGACCUGGGCAGCCUGAACGGGACGUUUGUAAACGACCUCAGGAUUCCUGAUCAGACCUACAUCACCCUGAAGGUGUCGGACAUUGUCCGCUUCGGAUACGAUUCUCAUGUUUAUGUCCUGGAGAAAAGUCAACACAAAGUACCAGAGGAGGCUCUGAAGCAUGAGAAGUACAGCAGCCAGUUACAGAGUCUGAAGGUUUCAGAGGGAAAGAAAAUGGACGAUCAGGACGAUCGGACCAAAACCCUGAGCAGCAAGACCCAGGAGGCUCCGGGCGGUCGGCCCACUCCCCUGUACGGUCAGCCGUCCUGGUGGGGAGAGGAGGAUUAUGGGAGUAAAGGUCAGAACAGCAAUGAACCACAUCCAGACCUUCUGUCUGUGGAUCCUCUGUCAGACUCUCAACCAAAGACCUUCUCCUCGUACCACCGAGAACCCAGUUACUUCGAGAUUCCCACCAAGGACUUCCAGCACCCCAGAACCUCAGGGGCUGAGCUACACGAAAUACCCACCAAGGACACCGAUACACCCCCUGCUCCCCCCUCCCCUCCCACCCUGACCCCGCCCGUCGUUCAGAGCCACGCCUCUUUCACCAUCGAGUUCGACGACUGCACGCCCGGCAGGAUCAAGAUCAAAGACCACAUCACCAAGUUCUCCACUCGCCAGAGGAAGCAGCAGGAUCCGCCUUCCAAGACGACCAUCACAGCUACACCUGCCGAGGUGAUGUCAGCAGAGAGCAAAGUGGCUGAUUGGCUGGUCCACAGUGAUGUCAGCAUGAUGAGGAGACGUCCAACGUGUGAAGAUGUUUACAGCACCAAGAGCGACCUCGCCAUGAACAUGAAGAUCCUCAAAGGUCACCAUCAUGAUGAUGGAACCCAGAGUGACUCAGAAGACCCGCCUCUCAAAGGAAGGAGUAAAUCCCACCAUUCUCAUCACUCCAUCCAAUCAGAGCAGUCCGAGGCAUCGCAGCAGACUGUCCAAUCAGGUCAGUCUAUCCGCUGUCAGCCGCCUGCUCCGACACAGAAGCUCCAUCAGCAGCCGCAGUAUGUUCCACCCAGACCGGCCCAAGCCUCACCUGUGGCCCCAGAGCGGCCCCUGUCCCAGAGCCCUCCUCAAGCUCAGUCCCCCACGACAGAGACACCCAAGCAGGGCCCCCAAGAGCACCUCACCCAGCAGGCCUUCAUCAUUGAGUUCUUCGAUGACAACCCGCGCAAGAAACGUUCACAGUCCUUCACGCACAACCCCGCCCACACCGACUCGUACUCUGCGCUGAAGGCCAAGUUGGAGCGGCGGAAAGGCAGCGAGAGGCCGGCAUCUGUGCACGGCCACAUCCCACCCACCCAGCAGGUGACGGUUCCUCUGAAGGGUCAGGGCCACAGUGGACCCCAGAGGUCGAGCUCUCUGAAGAGGGAGAAGACAGAGGGUGAGGCGGCCUCAUCAAAUUCCUCCCCUCGCUCAUCCUCAGGCAUCAUCAUCAGACCCUUUGGCAGCGUCGGGAAGAAGUCCAAGCUUGCUCAAGAGUUUGCCACUGAAUUCCUGAAGGUUUCGAGUCUGCAGGACUCUUCCCCAAUGAGCGACAAAAUGUCACCUCCACCAAUGUCUGCGCCACCAGUGAUGGUGUCGCCUCCUCAUGCAAGGAUUCCCUCCCCACAAGAACCUCCAGCCCAGUCUUCAGUCUCCUACCCCUCCUCCCCCUCACAGCCUCCAGCAGUGUCAAAGCCCUCCAUUCCCACGAAUGCUGGACAGACGAAUGCCUCUCCAGUGCACUCCUCUGCACCUCACCUGUCCGUGUUGCUCCCCCUGGGCGUCCGUGCAGGAGACAUGAAAGGUUCCCAGAGGAUGGUGAGGAACGAGGAGGACGACAGUCUGAGUGAUGCCGGGACCUACACCAUCGAGACAGAGUCGCAGGACAAGGAGGUGGAGGAGGCUCGCCACAUGAUCGAUCAGGUGUUUGGUGUCCUCGACUCUCCAGAGUACAGUGGUGUGAACACAGGAGUGUAUAGACCUGUAAUAAAUGAUGGCAAGGAUGAACAAGCUAACCUGCCUAGUGAUGGUAGCACUGUGGACCCGUUGCAUGGCUUUAUCCCAGCUGCUAUCAGUGGCCCCCCAACAGGCCCGAUACAGGUAAAACCGCUGGAAAACCGAAUCAGAACCUGGAAAAACACCUGUGUAGCAUGUUCUGAUCCCAGUGCAUGCAGACUGGUAUUCCCUCACUUUCUCCUGGUUCCAACUGCUCAUGCACAAGGUCUGGAAGGACCUAAGUGGGUUUCCCGUUGGGCCAGUCUGGCAGAUGGCUAUGCGGAGCCUGGUUCCACUCCAGCUCAAGGGGAAUGUCUGGAAGAUUUGCGCUCUAUGAGCAGGUCGAUGGGAAGUUACAGUUACGACAACUCUGAGUCAGAGUCCAGCCACAGCUCCAGGACAAGAAGGCUGCUGCCCCAGCUGCCCCCAGAAAAGCUGGAUGGCGUCGCCCCGAGUAUCCUGAUACGCCAUGAGUCUUACCAAGGCCAGGAACCUACGGACAGAGUAUCUGGUGCCCCCCGCCCACAGAACUCCACCCAGUGCCUGUCCGUUCAGGAGGACGUGGACCCAGACAGCCUGAGUGACGCCAGCCGAUCAGAUGAUGGACUGGUUAUGGAAAAAACAAAGAAGAAUCAGGUCAGGCCUGGAGCUCUGUCUCCAGGGGUCAGUGGUCCUCAGUUUAAAGGUCAGGAGAAGGUGUCUCCAUCCACCAAAUCCACCUCCUUCUACAUCGGUUCUGAAAACCAUCCAGGCAAACCUGACCGAGCACGGAGCCCAGUACAGUCUGAGAAGAUACGAGACCCACCAGCAAAAAUUCCCCCCACCACAGUCCUGAUCCGACACCUGAGUGGACAUGAACCCAGGAGAACAGGUGUCAAGCCCAACAGCUCGGCUCCAAACCUCCAAACACAGGACAAGGAUUCUGUCCCAACCAAAGACACCUGCAUGUCAUCCUUUGUCCGGCAGGAGAGCUUCACCAAAGACCGGCCCAGUGACACCAUCCAGAUGAAGAAACUUCCCCACAUUUCCAGCCACCCGUCCAUCAGAGACAUGGAGCAGAGGAGGGAGAACAUCCAGGACACACAGUCCUUCUUACAGGAGGCUGAGGGAACUCUGUCCUCUCUGGACACCAGGUUCCCCUCGUCUGGUUCAGGUCGCAGCUCAAAGAAAGGGGGCUCCUCCAGCCACAUGGAUGACUCCCUGUCUGGUGAGUCAGAUGUGGACACUGCAAGCACAGUGAGCCAAGUGAGUAGCAAAAAUGCUCCAGUAAACUAUGCCCCUAAAAAGCGUCCCGCCAUCAGUAGCCUUCAGAAGGAGAAAUCCUCUUCCAGCCCGUCCAUCCAAGAGAAGGGACGGCAGCUUACUGCCCGUGAACGUCUUUCUGAGAAACGCCGAAGUCAGACGACUGCAGAUUCAUCAAGUAAGGCAGAUGCAGCAAAGCGCUUUCAAUUGCGCCGCAGUACGGGGAACCGUGGAUCUCUGGAUCUCUCUGAGGGCCAACAGGGUUCUGGUACACACUGGACUGAAUCUGCCACAUCUGACCAUGAAUCUUCCCGUUCAUCCAACCGCAGCAAGAAAAUCACCGCCCCACUUCAGAAAGAAGACGAUGGAAAGACACCCAAGACAGCGACUCAGCAGGUUCUGACACGUUCCAACAGCCUGUCAGCACCACGGCCGACCCGAGCCUCCAUGCUCCGUCGAGCACGACUGGGUGAGGCCUCAGACAAUGAAGGUGCUGAGACUGACCGGGGAUCCCAGAAUUCUGACAAUAUUACCGCACCACCCAAAGUCUCCGCUGAAGGGAAGAAACUAUCCAGACUGGACAUCUUAGCAAUGCCGAGGAAGAGGACCGGCUCCUUCACAGCUCCCAGCGACAAUGAGAUGUCCUCCACAGGCCGGUCCGCUUCCUCCAAUCGGAACGCCGAGUCUGUUGCCACCCACAGGAAGAUAUCGCUGGGCGAUACCCGGCAGGCGGCCAGCAGAGGGGGCGGAGCUCCAGCGAAGCAACCACUGACCCAUUCUCGGUCCAGCGGAGCCAAGUACCCCAGCUCUGGUUCCCGUCGCAGACAGAAGGACUCAGACUUCUCCUCUUCCUCUGAGGAAGAAUACAAAGUGAGUGCUGUUACUUAUAAAGCCAAGCGCUCCUCUCAUCCCUCCGCCUCCGCACAGACUCCCCGCAGCCACCGGGCGGCCGCCGCUCGACCCAAGUCUGUUUCCCUGGAGACGGAAGAGGAUGAAGACCAGAACGAGGCAGACCCCUACCAGAACUGGUCCACGCACAGCGCAGAGAUCGCCAAGCUCAGUCAGGACCUGGCCAAAGAUCUGGCGAUCUUGGCGAAGGAAAUCCACGAUGUAGCCGGGGACGGAGACUCACCAAGCUCCGGCAUGGCCACCGGCGCAUCACCCAGCUCGUUGCCUAACACCCCGGCCUCCACCAUCUCGGCCAGGGAAGAGCUGGUCCAACAUAUCCCUGAGGCCAGUUUAAACUACCAGAAGGUUCCUCCGGGUUCUUCUGUCGUCUUGGACCUGGAUGCAAACAUGAAUGAGCCGGAGACCGGUUCUAAUCAGCGCCGUCCGUGGAACCGCGAAGAGGUGAUUCUGGACAAUCUGAUGCUGAAUCCAGUGUCUCAGCUGUCGCAGGCCAUCAGGGAGAACACAGAGCAGCUGGCCGACAAGAUGAAGGUUUUGUUCCAGAACAAGGCCGAGGUCUGGGAGGAGAUUGAGGCGAAGAUCAAGGCAGAGAAUGAAGUUCCAAUCCUGAAAACCUCCAACAAGGAAAUUACCUCCAUUUUAAAAGAGCUGAGACGAGUCCAGAGGCAGCUGGAAGUAAUAAACACCAUCGUGGAGCCCGGUGGGAACGUCCAGCCUGCAGCCGUCGGGACGUCCUCUCUCGGUCCGACUCGACCGUCCGCAAAGGAGAAGAAACCCGCCUCCAAGACCCGCAGUGCCCCCGCCACCUCCAAUGCCAACGCCAGCACCAAGCGCCCCCCUCGUGGCCCGGACGGGGCCCAGUACAAGGCCUGAGGCCACACCUGCAGCAGCCACACGUGUCGAACCCAGAGAGGUUCUUCUGGAUCGUCUGGACGCAGCAGCAGGUUGAAGCUCUGGUGCUGUUUCUCGUACAAACUGGAUCUUUGAAGAGACGUGACGUUCACACUCAGUUGUGAUGUUGAAUCUCACAGACUCGUCACUGUCUCACUUCAGUGUCACAGUCACAGUUGAGGAAUCGUUAACGUUCCUCCUCUUCCUCUCGUGUCCGUGGUCAAAGACUCAAAGACUCAAAGACUCAAACACCCUCGUCCCCCUGAACUAAUGCUGCCUUCAGGUCACAUUGCUGUGAGUUAUGAACUUUAUUCACGUCAACGUUAAAGUCGUGAUUAUGACCAGGACAACAAAACAAAGACGAUCAGUGACUGUAUAUAAAGACGAUCAGUGACUGUAUAUAAACACGAUCAGCGACUGUAUAUAAAGACGAUAAUUGACUGUAUAUAAAGACGAUCAACAAUUGUAUAUAAAGACGAUCACUGACUGUAUAUAAGGACGAUCACUGACUGUAUAUAAAGCUGUAUAUGCAGACGAUCACUGACUGUAUAUGCAGACAAUCACCGGCUGUAUAUACAGACAAUCACCGACUGUAUAUAAAAACGAUCAGCGACUGUAUAUAAGACGAUCAGAGACUGUAUAUAAAGACGAUCACUGACUGUAUAUAAGGACGAUCACUUACUGUAUAUAAAGACGAUCACUGAUUGUAUAUGAAGACGAUCACUGAAUGUAUAUAAGGACGAUCAGAGUCUGUGAUCGUGGAGUGGAGCCGUGGUAUCGAGGCUCUGCCCACACCUGCUCUCGACCAAUCAUGAGUGUUAGCUGUCAUGACAUCAUGACGUCUCAGCCCGUUUGUAUAUAAUCACAUAACCAAUGAAAAUGAUAAGAACUACCUAAAAUGACAGAAACCAUUUAUUUAACGUCUACUUAGAUAAUAUACUUAACAUGGAGGGGACGGGGAUUAUGACCUGUACUGCAGCCAGACACCAGGGGGCGAGGCUUUUGACCUCACUAGAGCAAGACACCAGGGGGUGGGGCUUAUGACCCGUACUGCAACAAUACACCAGGGGGCGGGGCUUAUGACCCGUACUACAGCCAGGCACUAGGAGGCGGAGCUUAUGACCCGUACUUACAGCCAGGCACUAGGGGGCGGAGCUUAUGACCUGUACUACAGCCAGGCACUGGGGGCGGGGCUUAUGACCCACACUGCAACAAUACACCAGGGGGCGGGGCUUAGGACCCGUUCUACAGCCAGACACUAGGGGGGGGAGCUUAUGACCCACACUGCAACAAUACACUGGGGGCGAGGCUUAUGACCCGUACUACAGCCAGACACUAGGGGGCGGGGCUUAUGACCCACACUGCAACAAUACACCGGGGGCGAGGCUUAUGACCUGUACUACAGCCAGACACUAGGGGGCGGGGCUUAUGAGCCGUACUGUAGACAGACACUAGGGGGCGUCAUGAUGACGUCAUCCAUCUUUAUUUGCAGUCUGUGACGAGAAUAAAUGCUUUUUAAGGCAAAUAUAUAAAUAUUUAGAACUGCUUCACAUCGCUUGAGCCGCACGAUGUUCAGACGUCCUGAUAAACUUUGUGUUUGAUAAACUGUGUGUGUGUAUGUGUGUGUGUGUGUGUGUGUGUGUGUGUGAGGUUGUGUUGAGUAAUAACUGAAGCACAUUUAGUGGAAUGUAGUUGGAUGAGCAGAGGAUCAGGGUUUGUUUAGCUUAGCUUAACAAGUAGCUCAGCUUAACCCUGAGGAGAAGGCUAAAGUUUCCCCCUGCUUUCAGUCUUUGUGCUAAGCUAGGCUAACUGGACAACUGGAGUGUGGCUGUGGAGAGACAGAAUAUUUUUGACUUUUAUUUUGUAAAGUGCAUGUUUCCUGUAUGUUCACCAAAUGUGCACUUUUUCAUGGUUAAGUGGGUGGAGCUGAGAUUCAACAACCAUGAGAAUGUAUUAACUCAUCAGCCGCCCACAACACAUACCUGAUUGGCUGUUGCUGUGAUGAUGUAACUGCUGCUGCUCCAGGUGAUUGGUGGUUUGUGUUGUUCUGUAUCUUUGUCAUGAAAAUAAAAGAUCAAUCGCACACUC